Hypoxylon trugodes is the source of this 1776-nucleotide messenger RNA. RefSeq lists its product as uncharacterized. The record is from RefSeq and is a predicted model, not a curated record. The transcript has 3 exons. NCBI's taxonomy places the organism in Eukaryota, Fungi, Ascomycota, Sordariomycetes, Xylariales, Hypoxylaceae. Bases 286 to 1572 code for a protein of 428 amino acids.
GGUACAUAUUUAUCUGUUGUGGCGCUCGGGAACCAACCAUAUCAGCUUCAUGAAAGACAAGAUGGCGUCGAUGAAUUCAGCCCAAGUAUAUCAACCUCCGUCUUACCAUCCUAGACACCAAAAGGAUACCUAGAUUCUCCGAAAUGGUUUGAAAAGCAUUGACAAAGAUCGAGAUCUAGCCGGCUUACAAUCUUUAUAUCAAAACGAGAACAAUGGAUCGAUUAUCCCCCAAUUCACCCAAUUCACCCAAUUUUUUCAGCCCUCCUCUGGAAUAUCGUCUAGACCAUGGUUGACGGCAAUUCUUUAUACUGGGGAGCAGCACAUUUCUACCCUCUCGCCUAUCAGAGCCGAGGCAUCGGGUUUGAAGAAUGGAUUUCGCUUUUAACAUUAUGCCUCGCGCCACUAAUUGCCCAUGUGGCGUCUGGAGCGCCUUGUCCUUCGUACAUCUCAAAGGAUAGGCCCCGAUGGCACGAUCAAAUAUGCCACUUCAAUCCUACGUCCAUCCUCUUCCGGUACGCAGCUAUCUCCGAUAGGCGUAUCCGAGCCUUAAAAUGGGACAAUUACACUAUGGCCGCCACCAAUGCUCUGUUUUGGACCGGCAAAGGAUGGGACGGCUCAGAAGAAAUGCUAUCCCGCGGGUUCGCGCACUGCGCUCAUAUGCCAGAGCAUUCCAGAGUCAAACUCCUGUCGUGGGAGAUGGCUAAAACAGUGAUCAUCACUUUACAAGGCGCCCAGCCUUUCUAUUGCUUAGUCUGCAUCCUGAUCGGCAGCAUGGAUGUGAACACUAAUAUGGCAAUGGACGGCAUUUUCCCUUCCCUCGCUAUCCUUGGGCUUCUCAGGUUAUGCGCUGCUAUGUGGCUUACGGGUGAUUUCGUAUACACAACCUACCCUUCAAGUCAAAGCAGACCGAUGACACCAACGCGAAGCGCCACUAUUGAGAGAAGCACCGAGUACAAGGGUUCAUUUGACAGUCUCCUUGACCCCGAAUUCUUCAUGCCGGCCCCACCAGAGUACCGAUUCCACCCACCGAGCUACUGGCCAAGCCGAGUAUUUCGCGCGGCGUUUCUGAUCGUCAUCCUGGCUCUUGCGGUCCUAUGCACCAUGUUCCUGGUUCCCUGGUCGAAGGCGACGAUGUACACGACGACGUCGCUGAUGGUGGGUAUGAUGAACAUCAUCUACCUCGCGGCUUCAAUCCUUUCAUACGGAUAUUACUCGUUUCGCGGUACGAGCUCGACUAUCAUCCCGUGCAUAUCGUCGCUCUGGUAUAAAAUAUACACCAUAUUCCUCAUGACAUUCAUGAUAGCUCUUGUCAUCAUUUCCGCGAUCGAGACUAGGGAAACACCGUGUGGAAAAUACACUAGCCUGCCCGGCGAAGUAGGCGAUAUAGCUACCUGUGUAACACCGACCUCGCACCUCAUACCAGUACAUCCAGGGUCAGGUCAAUGGUUCGGACUCGUCUCCGGGUCUUGGGCAAACGGCCGCCCACAAAUAUCAACUCAGAACUUCACAGGUUCUUGUAUCGGGUCAUUAAUAGAAGGGGAAGUUUAUAACGCCACCGUCAGUCUAGCUUGAUGGAUACUAUAGCUGUCACAUAGCUCAAUGCCUCGUCUUACGGACUUUGUAGACUUAAUUCAAAACUGAUAUACCGAAACACGCAUACUUUUUCUUACCUAAGACAAUGGAACUCCGAAUGAAAACACCAUUGCCCCUCCACCGUAGUAUUUUCUUCACAUGCCACGUCAUGCAUGGGCGAAACUUGUAUGACUGCAGUGUCCA